This is a messenger RNA of Papilio polytes (common Mormon), 813 nucleotides long. Its product is annotated as translocator protein-like. NCBI's taxonomy places the organism in Eukaryota, Metazoa, Arthropoda, Insecta, Lepidoptera, Papilionidae. Gene Ontology annotation, cellular component: mitochondrial outer membrane. The record is from RefSeq and is a predicted model, not a curated record. The coding region runs from base 245 to 754 and encodes 169 amino acids. The transcript is spliced from 4 exons.
CUUACUAUGGGUAUGAUUUACGUGAGCUGAGAUCAUCAUACAAUUUGAGGCUCAUUCUCUUGUUGAGCCGCAGCUCAACGGUUCUAAUGCUAUGUGAGCUGAUCUGUCAAAACUAUUUAGAGUUGAUUUACACGCGUCUAUUAAAAACAAAUAAGAUAACAUUAUCAAAAACAGAAACAGGAUUAAAAUAUUCUAUUCUAUCGUAACUUCUACUUUUCAGGUGGAUAACAUAUAAUAAACGAAAAUGCCUAAUUGGAAUCUAAUAGGAUCUUUAAUAUUUCCUAAUGCUGGAGGAUGGGCGGGUGCCGCUACUACUAUGGUAAAUCAGGUAACCAAUCAGAAAAAUGAUGCCUGGUACGAAACUAUUAAAAAACCUACUUGGACUCCACCGAAUUGGGUUUUUGGACCUGCUUGGACGGCGUUGUAUACAGGAAUGGGUUACGCAUCUUAUAUGGUUUAUGAAGAUUGUGGCGGAUUUACCGAAAAAGCUGUACUUCCACUAGCAUUGUAUGGAGGUCAAUUGGUCUUGAAUUGGACAUGGACACCUAUCUUUUUUGGAUUGCAUAAAGUUGGCUGGUCAUUAAUUCACAUAUUAACUCUGGAUAUAGCGGCAGCGGUUUGUGCUGUUAGUUUCUUCAAGGUCAAUCCUAACACUGCAUAUUUUAUGACCCCAUAUCUUUGUUGGUUGGCAUUUGCUACAUGUUUGAACCAUUCCAUUUGGGAACUUAAUAAGGAUGACCCUAAAGCAGAGUAAUUAUUUAGCUUUUUGGAAGCAUGUUGUAAUGUUCAUAUAAAAUUUUCAAUGUGUUUGAA